AUGCGAUUGCUAGAAGGCACAUGCCAAUACGAUGAUCCAACACUAUUCUUGGUUAGACUACGAGAAAGCGAGACUUUUGCUUGCACUAUUGUGCGUGGAGAUAUCGAGACAGUGCAGGAUUACUUGUGCGCAGGCAUCGACCCUGACGUAUACAGCCUUACAGGUGGAUUCAUGCUGCAUAUAGCGCCUCGCUCUAAUCAGCCUAAGAUAGUAACUUUGCUUCUGAAAUACGGCAGCCUACCAUAUGAGGAAGAUAUCGCUAGCAAUACUGCGCUGAUUCUUGCGUUCGCCCACGGCGACGACAACCACACUGAGAUAAAUGGCUUCGCCUGUUAUGUUAUUGGUCAUUGCAAUUUGAAGACUGUGCAGGCGUGUAUAGAUUUAGGCAUAGACUUCAAUCGAACAGAUCGGUAG
Penicillium hordei is the source of this 414-nucleotide messenger RNA. RefSeq names its product F-box domain and ankyrin repeat protein. Bases 1 to 414 code for a protein of 137 amino acids. The transcript is spliced from 3 exons. NCBI's taxonomy places the organism in Eukaryota, Fungi, Ascomycota, Eurotiomycetes, Eurotiales, Aspergillaceae. The record is from RefSeq and is a predicted model, not a curated record. Gene Ontology annotation, molecular function: protein binding.